UUGAGGGCUUCUCAAUUCCUCCAGAACCUAUUUGUUGAACGAAUGAAUAGUUUUCAUAUAUGUGUUUUGAGAUAAGAGCCACUGAGACCCUUCUCAGAGCUGAAGGACUUGGAGAUAAUGUGGAUUUCUGUGGUAAUGUGAGUCACCCACUGGGCCACCUUGGGACGACUCUCUGAGCUUCAUUUCUCCAGCUAUGAAAUGGGGGUGGGGAUUCCUCCAGAGUUAUUCAGACCCCACAAACUUCAGAGUGAGCAGCUAUUUGGGCUUCCGCAAGCCCAAUCCUUCCAGAACUGGAGAGAGUAGACAGGAGAGUCUUGUGUGGGUUCAGGGAAUCGAAAGCAGACCUGAGAGGAACUUCUCACCAGCCAUACAGCCCCACCAGCAAAGUCCCCAGAGCUGCCGCACAGUCGCUUAGGAGGAAGUAAUACCAAGAGGCUUCCCAUCCUUGGCUAAGUGGAGCCCGUAAGCCUCAGCUUUUCCCACGGUAGGUGUGAGGUCCCAGCCCAUUUAGAAAGUAAGGCCUGUAAGGAGGGGCUGCGGACUACCUGGGAUACAGCCCACUGAGACACCCAGCAAGGUAUCCUGGACCAGUAAAUCCCCAGCACUUUCAGCCUGGCUGAAAGCGGGGCCUGGAGUUUCUUUUUAUGCCAGUCUGGAUGUGGGAUGUUGUGAGUUUGGAAACAUUUGCUGCUUGAAGUUCUAAGGGGCCAUGAGUUAGGGGUGGAGGUAGCCUUGGUGGCUGGAAAAGGGAAGGGGAUCUGGGAUGCAUUAAUAGAGGUCUAGUGUAAGGGGAAGGGGACACGAGCCUCCAUCCCCUCCACCCCCAACUUGAGCUCUCAGACCCCAGUCAGGAGCCUUAUGGGGGUUGGGAGGGUGAAGUCGCUGUAAGAUCCCUCCAUUUAAAGAAACCAGAGACCUGGCAAGAAAAAGUUGGGAAUGCAGGUAGCCAACAAAGAUUAAGUGUUUCAUAUGCAAAGGGAUCUUACAAAUAAACAAGAAAGAAAAUGCAAGGAAAAGAACAGGCGUUAAUGGAUUUAAUUAAAACCAAAUGGCCACCCCCAAGAGCUUCUAUUUCGCCCAGAGACCCUGAUCCCAGUGAUAUGACCCAUUUAGUCAUUUUACCUCUUCUCACACCUUCCCCCUCCCCAAUGUCCAGGUUUGGCUGAGUUGUAAAUAUUCCUAUUUGUUGAGGUAUCUUUCUUUGUUUUGGAGCUCUUGUUUGGCACUAAACACAUUCCCAGCCAACAGAUCCUUGGCCAUUUAGGUUUGAUUUUCUAUUUAAAUAGUAGUAAAUACUCCGUCUAAUGAGCUUAACUAAACCUAUAUCAGGCAUUUUUGUUCAGUCCCUCAUUCUCCUCUCUGGAUCCUUCCUCCUUUUGAGUUCUCUGUUCUGGUUUCUGUGUUUAUUUAGACCAGGAUUUCUCAAUCUUGAAAAUGCUGGAUCAUCUUCUGUCAUGGGGCCGUCCUGUGCCCUAUAGGAUGUUAAUUUAAGCAGCAUCUCUGGCCUCCACCUGCUCGAUGCCAUUAGCAGUCCCCUAUCUCCACCCUGCCCCAAUCAUGAUAACCAGAAAUGUCUCUAGACAUUGCCCAUUCACAGUCUCCUCUCAAGAUGAUGAUUUGCCUUUUUGGGUCUCCAAAAACCCUCCAGAUGGUGAACCACCUGCUGAGGCUGGCAGCUAACCCAGGGAUGCCAUGGAAACAAGACAGGCUCUGUGCCACCCGCAGACAGGGUCCCCAGCUGCUCGGCCUCCACCAGCUCAUUCCCACCUCAGGGUUUUUGCACCUGCUGUUCCCUCCCUGGGGAUCUUUCCCUCAGACCCUCAGCCAUGAUGGCUCCUCUCUGCCAUUCACAUCGCAGCUUAAGUGUCAUCCAGACCUCAAAAUCCAUACCCGCCACCCAACCUCGUUUCCUCCCGUGGCAUUCAUCCCCUUGUAUCUCUUCACCGAGGUUUUUAUUUAGUGUUUGUUCCCCCUCAAGCAUGUGGGUCCCAGAGUGGCAGAGACAUUGAGGUAUCCCGUGCCUGUUCACCACUGUGUACCCGCUCCCGGGAGGUGCCUGGCACACAGGAGAAGCACAGUAAAUAUUGGCUCGAAUGAAUGAAUGUAUAAAUUCAUUCUGAGAGUCAAUAUAUAUAUAUUUUGGCCACGCCAUGCAACUUCCGGGAUCUUAGUUCCCCGACCAGGGAUCGAACCCGUGCCCCCUGCAAUGGAAGCACGGAGUCCUAACCACCAGACCUCCAGGGAAGUCCCAAGAGUCAAUAUUUUUUCAGAUGCUGUGGCAUCCCAGCAUUCGUUUGUUCAUUCAUUCAUUCAACACACAUUUACUGAGCGCCUACUCCGCACCAAGCACAGUUCUAGGGGCUGGGGAUAAAAUGAUGAAUAAGACUUAUUGCAUGGAGCCUGUAUUCUGGUGAGGAAGAUAGAUGAGAAGCAGUACAUUUUUUAAGGUUUUUAAAAUUUAUUUAUUUAUUUAUUUUUGGCUGCGUUGAGUCUUCGUUGCUGCGCGCGGGCUUUCUCUAGUUGCGGCGAGCGGGGGCUACUCUUUGCUGCGGUGUGCCGGCUUCUCACUGCGGUGGCUUCUCUUAUUGUGGAGCACGGGCUCUAGGCGCGCGGGCUUCAGUAGUUGUGGCACACAGGCUCAGUACUUGUGGCUCGUGGGCUCUAGAGCGCAGGCUCAGUGGUUGUGGCACACGGGCUUAGUUGUUCUGCAGCAUGUGGGAUCUCCCCAGACCAAGGCUCGAACCCGUGUCCCCUGCACAGGCAGGUGGGUUCCUAACCACUGUGCCACCAGGGAAGCCCCAGUUUUUAAGUUUUUAUUUUAGGAGGUGAAAAGUGCUGUGGAAGAAAGAAAAAGUAGGCUAGGGUGGGGGAUCAGGGCUGCCAGUGCGAUGGUGUGUCCUGAGGAGGUGUUCCUGAGAAGAGGACAUUUGAGCAAAGACAAGAAGGAGGGGGAGGAGGGAGUUGUAUAGAAAUCUGGAGAAAUCAGGCAGAGGAAACAACCUGUGCAAAGGUCCUGAGGCAGGACCGUGCUCAGCAUGUUUGAGGUUAAAAUCCCAACCACACUUUUACAUAGGGUUAAUUCCCAUUUUACUUUGAAGCUCAGAGAGGUCAAGCUUCUUUCCCAAGGUCACACAGCAGAACCUGUGGAGUGGGAUCUGAUCCCCAUUUUGGGGAGACACCUGGCUGGAGAGACCUUGGCCAGGCAGUGUGCAAAGACAGUGAUGGGCACAUUGGGGAAAUGGCCUCAUGGAUCAGGGAAGGAGCCUCUGUCCCCAGCACCAGCACCCAUUUGUGGCUCUAGAUAAAAUGGGAAACUACUCUCUUCUUGCUCCCAGGCAAUUGCUGGGUGGGGUUGCUUGGAGCUCGAGGGGCCUAAUAGAAUCCACUGACUACCCCACAGUGUUUCAGGUACCAGAGGGGAGAGCGAGGAGACCCCAGACGAGCACAGACAUCCUGAGGCAAUCUUAGACACUCUCUGCUUCCCCCAUGUGUUUGCCUCAUGCUGGGCAACGCCAGGACCCUCAAGAAGCCCCCAGUCUUGGGACAUAAAAGUUAGAGAUCAUGAUGAAACCGUACACCUCAGAUUGGGACUUGAAACCACGUGCUGGGACUCGAACCCAGCCUAAACACAGGCUGACACUUGGACUCGAACCUGGCCAAAACCCACAGUCUUCCUACUGAGAUCACACACCAUAUCAGGAGCUGCCCAGGGGUCUCUUUGGACCAAUCCCAAACUCAGGCGGACCAGAAUGAGGUGUUCUCGGCACCUGUGGACAGAGUUGGGCCUGGCUGUGGCUCUGGGCACCUUCACCCUCCUCCUUCUCUCAAUCUGCCGGUCACCACCCACCUGCCCAGGCCUGAAGGAGCCACCGGGCACCCCCGUGGCUCUGGUCUGGCCCUCGCCACCCUCCCGCCCACCGCCCGCCCCCUGCCUGGCCAACUCCUCCAUGGCUGCCCUGCCGGACUUCGCCAGGCAGCCGCAGCACAUCCGCAACUUCCUGCUGUACGAACACCGCCGCGACAUCGUGCUGCUCCAGGACGUGCCGCCUGACAAGUGCGUGCAGCCAGUCUUUCUGCUGCUGGUGAUCAAGUCCUCGCCCAGCAAUUACGAGCACCGGGAGCUGGUGUGACUCAGGUGGGGCCGUGAGCGCCAGGUGCACGGCGUCCAGCUGCGCUGCCUCUUCCUCGUGGGCACGGACCCCAACCCGCCGGAGACACGCAAGGUCAACCGGCUGUAGGCCAUGGAGGCGCGGAUGCACGGUGACAUCCUGCAGUGGGAUUUCUACGACUCAUUCUUCAACCUCACGCUCAAACAGGUGCUCUUCCUACAGUGGCAGAAGACACGGUGACAUGCCAGUUUUAUGCUCAACUGGGAUGAUGACGUCUUUGCCCACCCAGACAACGUGGUCACCUACCUUCAGGGCGACAACCCUGACCACCACCUCUCUGUGGGGCAGUUGACCCACAGUGUGUGCCCCGUCUGCCUUCCCUGGAGCAAGUACUAUGUGCCAAAGGUGGUGACAGAGGAGGAACACUACCCGCCCUACUGCAGGGGUGGUGGCUUCCUACUGUCCCGCUUCACAGCCACCGCCCUGUGCCACACACCUGCCCUGGACCUCUUCCCCAUUGAUGAUGUCUUCCUGGGCAUGUGCCAAAAGCAGGAGGGCUCACACAGUGGUAUCCUCACGGCCGGUGUUCAGGCCCCCUCCAGCCGCCUGUCCUCCUUCGACCCCUGCUUCUACCGAGAGCUGCCGCUGGUGCACCGCUUCCUGCCCUACGAGAUGCUGCUCAUGUGGGACGUGCUGAACCAGCCCAACCUCACCUGUGACAAGCGGACACAGAUCUACACAGAGGUGGAGUCAGGGCCCCCAGCCUCGAGGCUACUGUCUCCAUCCCCAUAGAAAGGGCAGCAGCUUCCUCCCCGGAAGCUGAGACCUUUGUCCUCCUAAGUGGGAAGGACCUAGGAGAGUACCAGGGAGGUUGGAUGAGUCUGGCUGGUGAAUUCCUACACAUCCUUCAAAACUCACCUAGUACUGCCUAGACCGUGUUCCAUCAUCCUCCCUAGACUCUCAGCUGGAAGGACCAUCUCUUUCCAUGUCAGCUAAUGGCAGAAGCACUUCUGCUAGGGCCCCAGCUGCUGCUGCUGCAUCCAUCCCUUUUCCAUGUCCCACUUCCUAGCCCUGACCUUGAUCAUGGGCUAAAGCCUAAGCAGUGACCAGCCUCUCCUUGGUUGUGAACCUGCGACGGUGGGUGAAUUCCUGCAAUGGUUCAAGGCCAAUUGAGGACACCUGGGUCCACAUGCAGCCGAAGCAAGAAGGAUUUUUCAGCUGGGAAGAGGGUUUCUUUUCUCCACCCCUCCCUGGAUCUUGGACCCCUCAGAUGGUGGGAGGGGCCAGAGAGUCUGGGAAUGGGACCGCCCCCUCCCUGCUUGUGGCUUCAAGUGCUCUAAUGCUGGAAACAUUGGGCAGAGGAGGGAGGGAGCUAUCUCAGGCUAUGGGAGCUCAGAGUUUCUGGAGUCCCUGACAGGACCCAGCCCCACACUGGUGCUCCCCAACAAUACAGGAGAGAGUAUUGGGGCAAGAGGGGUCUUCCCUGGGCCCAAGGCCAGCACACACACCUUAGUGCCCAGAGAAGGGGGAUAUUCAGGUCCUUGGGAAUCCCUAAGUUCUCAGGACCCAGGACUGGCCCCCGCCCCUGUGUGUCUCUCAGACUGGGGAGAUCCAAGUGAACUGGUGACCCCCCCAGCCCUGCCACCCUCGGACAGGUGUCUGAGACAGGCUUCACAGGGAUUGGGGCAGUGGCAAAGGGGGCUUCACACAGCAGAGUGAGGACUGGAGACCAGGUCCUCAGGGAAUAAAAUGUUUUGCAAAGA
Messenger RNA from Orcinus orca (killer whale), 5872 nucleotides. RefSeq names its product UDP-GlcNAc:betaGal beta-1,3-N-acetylglucosaminyltransferase 3 (gene B3GNT3). The record is from RefSeq and is a predicted model, not a curated record. Gene Ontology annotation, molecular function: N-acetyllactosaminide beta-1,3-N-acetylglucosaminyltransferase activity. NCBI's taxonomy places the organism in Eukaryota, Metazoa, Chordata, Mammalia, Artiodactyla, Delphinidae. Gene Ontology annotation, cellular component: membrane.